AGAUGGAUUUUGUAGUUUUUUCGGACUUUUCCUCUUAGAAGUCAAGCAAGAUCCGUCGGCUGAGCAGAUAACCCGCACGUUGGAAGGUCUAAAGUUUGCAAUAGGUCAAAACUCAUAAUUCAACUCAAUCUUUAAAAAAAAAAAAAUACAUUUAUAGAAGAGAUAAUUUAUGGUUCGAAUGUUUGGGCCAAAGCCAAUGAUAUUUCUUCUUGGCAAAUGGCUGAUUCAACAAGCAACCAGAGAAGCCUAGGACUAAAAAGCACAUCACCUGCUAGCUAUAUACACUUUGAUGGUGGUGGGCAUUGUUCAACUCUGUCCGGAGUCUCAGUUCAGAUUUGUUCUCUCACUGACAAGAAAAAGUGAAGAGGAAAGGGCGAUGGCGGAAGAGAAAGAAUCAACGUCGAUUCCACUCAGCCAAGCCGAAAAUGGGGGUGUCGAUCCGGAAGAUCCGGUUAAGUCUCCACCCAGCUCCCCCAAUUCCUCGACUCGCAAGGCUUGUUAUUUUGUUCUCCAGAGUUGGGUCUCAAAAAAGUUCAUGACUGGAUGUGUGGUCCUUUUUCCUGUAGCAGUUACAUUUUUCAUUACAUGGUGGUUUAUUCAGUUUGUUGACAGUUUCUUCAGUCCAUUAUAUGAACGACUUGGCAUUGACAUAUUUGGACUGGGAUUUAUCACAUCUCUGCUUUUUGUCCUUUUUAUUGGUGUUUUUGUUUCAUCAUGGAUGGGAGCUGCUGUUUUCUCAGUGGGAGAAUGGGUUAUUAAGCGAAUGCCCUUUGUUAGGCAUAUAUACUCAGCCUUGAAACAAAUAAGUGCUGCUAUAUCUCCAGAUCAAAAUACGACAGCAUUUAAGGAGGUGGCUAUCAUUCGUCACCCACGUGUUGGUGAAUAUGCAUUUGGCUUUAUCACAUCCACUAUCAUCCUUCAGAGAGAAAACGAAGAUGAAGAGCUAUGCAGUGUUUAUGUCCCAACAAACCAUCUAUACAUUGGUGAUAUCUUCCUGGUGAACUCCAAAGAGAUCACAAGGCCAAAUCUCUCCAUCCGAGAAGGCAUAGAGAUCAUUGUUUCCGGAGGUAUGACAAUGCCACAAGUAAUUUCUCCUGAAGAAAGGGUUGCUCAGCAGAGCAAAAGAAUCCCAUUGAACAGAGUGAUGUAGUACAUACAGAAGAGUAACGAUGUAACUUUCAUUCACUGGAGUUGAAGCGUGAAAAUAUUCGUUGACAGCAUGCAAUCUUGGGAUAAGGUUAUUUUAAAGUCAAUCUUGUUAAAAAAAAAUGAUAUAUAUAUAUAUAUAUAUAUAUAUCGCGCGCGUAUAUGGACACAUGUAUGUAUGUGUGACACUAAUAGAGAAAGAGGGAUUAGAAUUAAAAAAUGGAUGAAAAUGAAUAGGGUACAAGGCAGUUGAAGGAGUCACUAUUAUCAUUCUCACAUUU
Messenger RNA from Durio zibethinus, 1427 nucleotides. Its product is annotated as protein LIKE COV 2-like. NCBI's taxonomy places the organism in Eukaryota, Viridiplantae, Streptophyta, Magnoliopsida, Malvales, Malvaceae. The record is from RefSeq and is a predicted model, not a curated record. Gene Ontology annotation, cellular component: Golgi apparatus.